Messenger RNA from Phaethon lepturus (White-tailed tropicbird), 325 nucleotides. RefSeq names its product calmodulin-like 4 (gene CALML4). The record is from RefSeq and is a predicted model, not a curated record. Gene Ontology annotation, molecular function: calcium ion binding. The transcript is spliced from 2 exons. The annotation marks the transcript as partial. Lineage: Eukaryota; Metazoa; Chordata; Aves; Phaethontiformes; Phaethontidae. Gene Ontology annotation, cellular component: myosin II complex.
AAGGAAUGUUUUUCCCUGUACGACAAGAAACAAAAAGGCAAGAUAAAAGCCUCCGACCUGAUGGCAGUGAUGCGGUGCCUGGGAGCCAGCCCGACGCCAGGAGAGGCGCAGAGGCACCUGCACUUGCACAAGAUCGAGAGAAAUGCCGAGCUGGAUUUCUCCACUUUCCUGAACAUCAUGUACAGGCAAAUGAAGCAGGAGGAACCCGAGAAGGAAAUCCUCACGGCCUUGUCCAUGAUAGACAGGCAGAAGAGAGGCGUCAUCACCGUCUCGGAGCUGAGAGCCAAACUUACAAGACUAGGAGAAAAGCUUUCCGAGGAAGAAG